Messenger RNA from Artibeus jamaicensis (Jamaican fruit-eating bat), 3437 nucleotides. It is a transcript of the gene TFIP11, whose product is annotated as tuftelin interacting protein 11. Gene Ontology annotation, cellular component: U2-type post-mRNA release spliceosomal complex. Gene Ontology annotation, biological process: spliceosomal complex disassembly. Gene Ontology annotation, molecular function: nucleic acid binding. Lineage: Eukaryota; Metazoa; Chordata; Mammalia; Chiroptera; Phyllostomidae. The transcript has 13 exons. Bases 136 to 2649 code for a protein of 837 amino acids. The record is from RefSeq and is a predicted model, not a curated record.
GGACUGCCAAGGGUCCAGAUACACCUUUCUCAGCAGUAGGAAAAACAACAAAAAUGUUACCUGGCUGGUGUAACUCAGUGGAUUGAGCUCGGGCCUGCAAACCGAAGGACCGCAGUUUGAUUCCAGUGACUGGCUAUGUCACUGUCCCACUUGUACCGGGACGGGGAAGGCCACAUGGAUGAUGACGAGGAUGAGAGGGAGAACUUUGAGAUCACUGACUGGGAUUUGCAGAAUGAGUUCAACCCCAACCGGCAGCGGCAUUGGCAGACCAAGGAAGAGGCCACCUAUGGAGUGUGGGCAGAGCGCGACUCGGAUGAAGAGCGGCCCAGCUUUGGAGGCAAACGGGCUCGUGACUACUCCGCGCCCGUCAACUUCAUCAGUGCCGGGCUCAAGAAAGGGGCGGCGGAGGAGGCGGAGCUGGAAGAUUCUGAGGAUGAAGAGAAACCCGUUAAGCAGGAUGAAUUUCCUAAGGAUUUCGGACCAAAGAAAUUAAAAACGGGUGGCAAUUUUAAACCCAGCCAGAAAGGUUUUGCAGGAGGAACCAAGUCAUUCAUGGAUUUUGGCAGCUGGGAAAGACACACAAAAGGAAUUGGACAGAAGCUUCUGCAGAAGAUGGGCUACGUCCCUGGGAGGGGCCUGGGGAAGAAUGCACAGGGCAUCAUUAACCCGAUCGAAGCCAAACAGAGAAAGGGGAAAGGCGCCGUGGGAGCCUACGGCUCGGAGCGGACCACCCAGUCCCUGCAGGACUUCCCCGUGGUUGACUCCGAAGAGGAAGCGGAAGAGGAGUUUCAGAAGGAGCUGAGCCAGUGGAGGAAAGACCCCAGCGGAAGCAAGAAGAAGCCCAAAUACUCUUACAGGACAGUGGAAGAGUUGAAGGCCAAGGGCAGGAUUAGCAAGAAGCUCUCCGCUCCACAGAAGGAGCUGUCUCAGGUCAAGGUCAUAGACAUGACCGGCCGGGAGCAGAAGGUCUAUUACAGCUACAGCCAGAUCAGCAACAAGCACAACAUCCCCGACGACGGGCUGCCACUGCAGUCACAGCAGCUGCCGCAGCCGGGCAAGGAGGCCAAGGCCCCAGGCUUUGCGCUGCCCGAGCUGGAGCACAACCUACAGCUGCUCAUCGACCUCACGGAGCAGGAGAUCAUCCAGAACGACCGGCAGCUGCAGUACGAGCGGGACAUGGUGGUCAACCUCUCCCACGAGCUGGAGAAGAUGUCGGAGGUGCUGGACCACGAGGAGCGGGUCAUCGCCAACCUCAGCAGAGUCCUGGAGAUGGUGGAGGAGUGCGAGCGGCGCAUGCAGCCCGGCUGCAGCCACCCUCUCACGCUGGAUGAGUGCGCCCGCGUCUUUGAGACGCUGCAGGACAAGUACUACGAGGAGUACCGCAUGUCCGACCGCGUGGACCUCGCCGUGGCCAUCGUCUACCCGCUCAUGAAGGAGUACUUCAAGGAGUGGGAUCCCCUCAAAGACUGCACCUACGGCACCGAGAUCAUCUCCAAGUGGAAGAGCCUCCUGGAGAAUGACCAGCUCCUGUCCCACGGCGGGCAGGACCUCUCGGCCGAUGCCUUUCACAGGCUGAUAUGGGAAGUCUGGAUGCCCUUUGUUCGAAAUAUCGUCGCCCAGUGGCAGCCACGGAACUGUGAGCCGAUGGUGGACUUCCUGGAUAGCUGGGCGCACAUCGUCCCCGUGUGGAUCCUGGACAACAUACUGGACCAGCUCAUCUUCCCCAAGCUGCAGAAGGAGGUGGAAAGCUGGAACCCGCUGACGGACACCGUCCCCAUCCACUCGUGGAUCCACCCGUGGCUCCCCCUCAUGCAGGCGCGCCUGGAGCCGCUGUACUCCCCCAUCCGUAGCAAGCUGUCCAGCGCCCUGCAGAAGUGGCACCCCAGCGACUCCUCUGCCAAGCUCAUCCUCCAGCCCUGGAAAGACGUCUUCACCCCCGGCUCCUGGGAAGCCUUCAUGGUCAAGAACAUAGUGCCCAAGCUGGGGAUGUGUCUCGGAGAGCUAGUCAUUAACCCCCACCAGCAGCACAUGGAUGCUUUUUACUGGGUCAUCGACUGGGAAGGGAUGAUCUCCGUCUCCAGCCUGGUGGGGCUUCUUGAAAAGCACUUCUUCCCCAAGUGGCUUCAGGUGCUGUGCUCCUGGCUCAGUAACAGCCCAAAUUAUGAGGAGAUCACCAAGUGGUACCUGGGCUGGAAGUCCAUGUUCUCAGACCAAGUGCUGGCACACCCGUCCAUCAAGGACAAGUUCAACGAAGCCCUGGACAUCAUGAACAGGGCAGUGUCCUCCAAUGUCGGCGCCUACAUGCAGCCUGGAGCACGGGAGAACAUCGCCUACCUCACUCACACGGAGCGGAGGAAGGACUUCCAGUAUGAGGCCAUGCAGGAGCGACGGGAGGCCGAGAACAUGGCCCAGAGGGGCAUCGGCGUGGCCGCCAGCUCCGUGCCCAUGAACUUUAAGGAUCUCAUUGAGACCAAGGCCGAGGAGCACAACAUCGUGUUCAUGCCUGUCAUCGGGAAGCGACAUGAAGGGAAGCAGCUGUACACCUUCGGCCGCAUCGUCAUCUACAUCGACCGGGGUGUGGUGUUUGUCCAGGGCGAGAAGACAUGGGUGCCCACCUCGCUGCAGAGCCUGAUCGACAUGGCCAAGUAGGCUGCGGCAGGACCCCCGCGCCCCAGAGGGGCUCGUCUGUGAAUAAACAGUACUUUACACCACCUUGGAAAGAGGGCUUCUCUACUCACUGGUGCCCCCAUCAGGCCAGGUCGCUGAGGAGGGCUGUGAAACACGGUGACGCCGUCUUACCAAGUCCCUCUGCAGUGUGCCGUGCUCUGCACACAGCAGCCCAGUGGAGGGGCUUUCUGUUCCCUCCCAAAGUGGCUCACAGCAGAGAGGGUCCUCUGCAGCCCCACCAUGGCGCCCUCCCUUUUAUUUUCUGGCAGCAGCUGCUUCUGCCUCAGCCGACACUGAGUACGUUACAGCAAGUUCGAGUCAGUGGCAGGAGGAUCUUGUGUGGUGUUCCUGAUGAUUUCAAGGUCUUCACAGCCCUGAUAAUCUGGCUCUUCCUGAAACGCCCAGGUGUCCAUGGAGAGCUGGGUGAGCUUUUGGACGGGGAACCAGUGGACAGAGGUGUCGUUAAAUGUGUCUGUGUACCGCGGAGUCUGAGGGAACGCGUGCUCCUCCAGUCCCUCUAGGAUCUGAGCACAGAAGACAGAGAGUAAGCUUGACCGUCACAGCAAACCCCGCUCUGCCUCAGUUCGCCCCCACCGGCGUCCGCCUGCAGGGUCUGGGCAACGCGGUUCCCAGCGACAGAGAAACGGGAGGACUCCGUCCCCUUUCCACCCCGGCCCCUUCACUCAGGGGUAUAUACCUUCGCAACAUAGGUGUAGUGUUCCCGAAGAAUCCUUGUCAACAACCUGGAGAUAAAAGAUUUUAAAGCACGA